CACCACACAUCACUAUCCUCCAACCUUUACCUCUAACCUCCAAUUUUCCCCUUCAAAUUCUUCAAAUCUAAGCUAACACAAAUUAGUUUUUUUUUUUUUCACAAAAUCAAGAACCCAAAUGAACAUUUUUCACAAAGAAUCAAUGAAAAGAACUCAGCUUAGAUUCACCCACCAUAAAAAAUGGUCAACACCCAUUCUUGUAUUCACAAUCAUAGUUCUAAUACUCCUUUUCACACUAAUUUUCACUAACACCAUUUCCUCAUUUAGCUCUAAAUCAUCAACCCCAAAUUCAAAAUCAACACUUUCUAAUGAAAAAUCUGAAAUCUUGCCUGAACUGCCUAGAUUAGCUUACUUAAUUUCAGGUACAAAAAAUGAUGUUGUAAGAAUAAAAAGGCUACUCCAAGCAGUGUACCAUCCAAGAAAUUAUUAUUUAUUGCAUCUUGAUUUGGAAGCUUUAGAUAGUGAGAGAUUAGAGCUGGCUAAGUAUGUUAAGUUUGAGGUUGUUUUUAGGGAUUUUGGGAAUGUUAAGGUUGUUGGAAAAUCAGAUCUGGUUACUUAUAAAGGGCCUACUAUGUUGGCUUCUAUGUUGCAUGCUGUUGCUAUUCUGUUGAAGAUGAAUAAGAGAUGGGAUUGGUUUAUUAAUCUUAGUGCAUCUGAUUAUCCACUUAUGACACAAGAUGAUAUACUCCACAUUUUCUCAUACUUGCCUAGGGAUCUGAAUUUUCUUGAGCACUCAAGUAAUAUUGGUUAUAAAGAGUUCUCGAGGGUCAGGCCUAUUAUUAUAGAUCCUGGUUUAUAUCAUCUGAAGAAAUCCGGUGUGUUCUGGGCUAAGGAGAAAAGAUCUAUGCCUGCUUCUUUCAAGGUGUUUAUGGGUUCUGAAUGGGUGAUGCUCUCAAGGUCAUUCCUCGAGUUUUGUAUUUGGGGCUGGGACAAUCUCCCGCGCACUCUUCUUAUGUACUACACAAAUUUCUUGUAUUCUCUCGAGGGCUACUUCCACACCAUUGUCUGCAAUCACAAAGACUACCAGAACACGACAGUGAACCACGACUUGCAUUACAUCAAAUGGGACAAUCCCCCGAGGCAGUAUCCUAUCAAUUUAACACUCGAGCACUUUGAGGACAUGGUCCAGAGUGGUGUUCCUUUUGCUCGUACUUUUGCUACAGAUGAUCCGGUUCUUGAUAAAAUUGACAAGAACAUCUUGAGGAGAUCGUCUAGUCGAUUUUCACCCGGGGCUUGGUGUGUGGGAAAUUCUGGCUUAGGUAAAGAUCCUUGUAUAGUUUAUGGAAGUAUUGAUGCUGUUAAACCAUCAGCAGGCUCAAGAAGUCUAGAAAAACUUGUACUUAAGCUCCUUGAUACUGAAAAUUUCAGGUCAAGACAAUGUAAAUAAAUUAUAUACUCUUUUUCCUCUUGAAAAUCUUUCUUCUCUUUUUA
This is a messenger RNA of Lycium barbarum (goji berry), 1431 nucleotides long. RefSeq names its product beta-glucuronosyltransferase GlcAT14C-like. Gene Ontology annotation, cellular component: membrane. The record is from RefSeq and is a predicted model, not a curated record. Gene Ontology annotation, molecular function: glucuronosyltransferase activity. The transcript is spliced from 4 exons. NCBI's taxonomy places the organism in Eukaryota, Viridiplantae, Streptophyta, Magnoliopsida, Solanales, Solanaceae. The coding region runs from base 119 to 1387 and encodes 422 amino acids.